UUUAUAGGUUGGCAGAAUAAACUCAUGAAUAAACUAGAAAUCAGAUUACUACCUAGUUAUUACUAUUAGUUAUUACUUACCUAGAAAUUGUCAAGUCAGUCAAAUACCUAUUAUUUGGUUUGGAUCAAACUUUGGAUUGGAUUGGGAUUUGGAAACUGAGUUUGUUUUGUGUUGUAAUUUUUUUCUAUUUUAUACUAGUUUUCACUGUAAAAAAAUGACUGCAACACCCACUCCUGAAACACCAGAAAACUUUGAUCAAUUUGAUGAGGAAGAAUCAGAACAGCAACUGGGUGCCACCGCAUCCGGUAGAAAGAGACUAUUCAGCAAAGAACUUCGUUGCAUGAUGUAUGGCUUUGGGGAUGACCAGAAUCCUUAUACAGAGAGUGUCGAUUUCUUGGAAGACCUGGUUAUGGAAUUCAUCACAGAAACUACCCACAGAGCAAUGGAAGUAGGAAGAACAGGCAGGGUACAGGUAGAAGACAUAAUAUUUUUAGUUCGCAAAGAUCAACGGAAAUAUGCCCGUGUGAAAGACUUGUUGACAAUGAAUGAAGAACUUAAAAAGGCUCGAAAAGCCUUUGAUGAAGUUAAAUAUGUUGAAGAUCAACAAUAACAUUGGCAGCCAAUCAAGUGAUGCCAUGCUUCUAAGACUGAUGCAAAAUGAAGCUAGGAGUCUUCAAUGAGGAGAUACAGUGAAUAUUGAAAAAUCCCAAACUUGGACAGUGAGAAAUGUCUGUCCGUGGUGUUUGAUGCUUUCCAAAAAUAAUUUUAAUAAAUAGGUUUAAUACAA
This is a messenger RNA of Plodia interpunctella (Indianmeal moth), 787 nucleotides long. RefSeq names its product TBP-associated factor 13 (gene Taf13). The transcript is spliced from 5 exons. Gene Ontology annotation, cellular component: transcription factor TFIID complex. Gene Ontology annotation, molecular function: protein heterodimerization activity. Bases 215 to 610 code for a protein of 131 amino acids. The record is from RefSeq and is a predicted model, not a curated record. NCBI's taxonomy places the organism in Eukaryota, Metazoa, Arthropoda, Insecta, Lepidoptera, Pyralidae. Gene Ontology annotation, biological process: transcription by RNA polymerase II.